CUUCCGGUAGAAGUCAACAAAGCGGUUAGCGUCAAUCUAUGGUUAGCAUCGUUAGCUUCUCUGUUAGCAUCGAGCUGUUCGGUGUGGUGGGAUCCAUUGCGAGUCCGCGCAGCAACAAUGAGUUCAGUUCAGCCUCUGAGGGAGUUUAUCAGGCAGAGACUAACUGCUGCUGCUGAAGAAAUCUUCUCAGAGGUGGAAAAAACCAUCAUCCAGUACCAGGAGGAGAUCGACCGUCAGCGCGGCUGGAGACCCCGAACUGAACAGAACCAAGCAGAACCUUCACAGGAUCAUGAUCGGAUAGUGAAGAAGGUUCGCUUUGACCAAAAGCUCUGUAACCAGGACGCCAGCAUCGGUCCAAAUCAGACGAUACAGAGUGCUGGACCUGCCCGGGUCAAAGAAGAACCAAAGGAACCAGAACCUCUAACGGUUCAAGAAGAGAAACUCUGUGUUUCUGAGGCAGAGGAACAGCGUGUGUUUAAGAACGAGGUGGAUUUCUUCUUGGUGACGGCUCCUGAUGAGGAACCAGAACCAAACAGGUACCGACUCGCCUCUUUGGGUCCUGAAGCUGAAAACCAGAACCAGGCAGGUACCAGCGAUGCUUCUGCUCAGACAGCUGAGAAGUCAGUGAGUUGCGACCUCUGCGGAAAGGCUUUCAAGCACAGCUACAAGAUGAAGAUCCACAGGAGAACCCAUACAGGGGAAAGACCAUUCUCCUGUAAAAACUGUGGAAAACGGUUCAUGAGGAGUUCUGGUUUGUCGGUGCACAUGAGGAUCCACACAGGACAAAAACCGUAUUCCUGCAAGACCUGUGGGAAAAGAUUUACUCAGCUCAGCAGCCUGAACUACCACAUGAAGACCCACACAGAUGUUCUGCAGCAGGAGAAUCAUCAAACAGAGGAGGCUCUGUGUAUCCAGGAUAGGAGCUCCAGUUUGGACAAGGCAGAACCAAAAACUCAACAGGCAGGGAAUCAGGAGACAAAGCUCUUUAUGCUCGAACCUGAUCAACUCCACUAUCAGAAGUCUGCUAAAGUUGAGGAUCUGGAUCAAAACAGUCUGGUUGAUAACGGAUGUCCUCUAGAGGGUCAGUCGAAGAACUGCCCCACCGAUGGUGAUGUGGAGAGAGGUUUGUCUGGGCAGGGUCCGAUCGGUGCACCGAUGGCCAAGAGGUCUGUGAGGUGUGAUGUUUGUGGGAAAGCUUACAAGCACAACUACGAGAUGCAGGCUCAUCGGAGGACCCACACAGGAGAGAGACCGUUCUCCUGCAAAAUCUGCGGCAAAGGCUUCAUGAGAAGUUCUGGCCUGGCUGUCCACACCAGAAUCCACACGGGUCAGAGACCAUAUACAUGCGGAAUAUGUGGGAAGAGCUUCACUCAAUUGAACAGUUUGAAUUACCACAGAGGAACCCACUUAGACUGCCUGCAGCAGGAGGAUCAGAAAGCAGGGGAGGUUCUACAGGAAAAGAGCUCUAAUUUGAACCAAGAGGAACCAGAACCUCCUCAGAUCAAAGAGGAACAGGAGGAAAUCUGUACAGGUCAGGUUGAAGAUCAACCGGUGCUGAAGAAGGAGACGGAGACCUUCAUGGUGACUCCUGCUGAGGGUGAGAAGAUUGGACCAGGAUCUAACAUGGGUUGACUCCUCUCUCAGGAACCAACAACCCUUUAUGAAGGUGAAGGAGGCUUCGUUUAAAAUCAGUGUUAUUUAGGAUGGAGUUUGGAUGGAUGUUAUUCUCUGUUUGGUUCAGCUCCUCUUUAGGAGAUGCUGUUACUCCCAGAACGUCUGGAAGGACAUCUGUGGCCUAAUAUGGGAAAAUGUUGCUUCUUUAGAAAACAGAAAACUGACAUUUUUUAAAAAAAUGAUUAAUGUGCUCGGUAUUCGGUCCAACUUUUACACCCGCCAAUGCAGCUAGAGUAAGCAGAAACUCACCGUUACUCAUUUCUACACCGACAGCAUCUCUUACAUCAAAGUGUCAGAAGACUGAUCACCAAACGACAGUAAAGAUCAUCAAACUUGGAUAAAAUGUAAUUUAUUCUGCAUAGAAACUGUAUAAGGCUGUAUUUUUGUUCUCUCCCCCCACCUACCCUACACACUGAUGAUUAAUAUACCUCCCCGACUGAAAGCUUUAAACCUAAAAAGAGAUUUGCUCUGUUUGAUAGCCAAAAUGUUAUUAAAAAAAAGAUUUUAAGGUUUUUGUUUAUUAUAUUUUAGGUAAGACUGUAGCUUGUUUUUCAGAUCAAAUCGACAUUUUAUUGUUGAGUUUGAUCGUUUUAUUUUCUUUAGUCAGCAAAUCUGAGAUUAAAUUUUUUCUUCUACACUAAUGCUAGCUUUUGACCUUUCUCUGAUAUAUUCUGUUGUGAUUUUAUGUUAUUUUCUAUUCCCAGCUGGGAAUUAUAUUUCUGAUACUUUAAGAUGUUUAUUGCUCUCCCCAGUAGGGGAGUACGGGUACGAGUCCUUCUAACUGUGUGUUAGAACAAUAGAUGAAAGGGUGAUUCGAACACUAAUCAUGGUC
This is a messenger RNA of Cyprinodon tularosa, 2506 nucleotides long. Its product is annotated as zinc finger protein 311-like. The record is from RefSeq and is a predicted model, not a curated record. The coding region runs from base 118 to 1632 and encodes 504 amino acids. Lineage: Eukaryota; Metazoa; Chordata; Actinopteri; Cyprinodontiformes; Cyprinodontidae. Gene Ontology annotation, cellular component: nucleus. Gene Ontology annotation, biological process: regulation of transcription by RNA polymerase II. The transcript is spliced from 4 exons. Gene Ontology annotation, molecular function: RNA polymerase II cis-regulatory region sequence-specific DNA binding; DNA-binding transcription factor activity, RNA polymerase II-specific.